CAAAUGCCCACAAGAAGAUUCCCUUCGAAGAUGCCUUAACCAACAUCACAUUAAAGGACUUAUCAAUUUUCGUGAAAACUUUGUUAGAUAUAAUAAAGACAUUAAUUUUGAAUAUAAUAGACUAAUUAUUAAUUUUCCGGUAGCAUUUAUUCAUGCUACAGAUAUAUUAGACAUUCAAAAUGCUAUUAAAUGUGGAGUAGAAUUAAAUUAUCCUGUUGUUGCAAGAUCAGGUGGCCAUUCUUAUGAAAGCUAUAGUCUUGGAGAUAAAGAUUGUUAUUUAGUUAUUGAUCUUGCAGAUUUAAAUAAAAUUACCAUCAAUAUAAUCUCACAAACUGCUAUAGUCGAAACAGGAAAUUUAAUAGAAUUAUUACAAUAUGAAUUAAACCAGUAUGCAUUUGCAUUUCCAGCUGGAACUUGUUCUUAUCUUGGAGUUGGUGGGCUUGUAUUAGGUGGAGCAGUGGGAUAUCUCAAUCGAAAAUUUGGAACAUUAUCGGAUAAUAUUCUUGAUGCGCAAAUUGUUUUAGCAAAUGGGACAAUAGUAAACAAUGCUAAAGAAUAUCCAGAACUUUUCUGGGCUAUUCGAGGAGCAGGAAAUUUUGAAUACGAUUUAGAUCAGACACCAUUAUUAAUCUCAGUAAUUAAUCAGCUAGGGAAUAAUCUUCAUCGGAAUAUAUCAUUCUUGACUAAGUUGACAACUUUAACAACAAUUCGUGGGAUUUAUCUAGGAUCAGUAUAUGAAAUGCAACCUCAUAUACAAGAAUUUAUUAAAUUGUCCAAACCUAAAA
This is a messenger RNA of Racocetra persica, 785 nucleotides long. The record is from the annotation of a GenBank genome assembly. Lineage: Eukaryota; Fungi; Glomeromycota; Glomeromycetes; Diversisporales; Gigasporaceae.